CGCCGGCCAUCGACCAAGGCUCAAGUUCGGGGGGUUUUGGUGAAGCGUUAAAACAAUAGCGAAUGGGAUCACACAGCAGUAGCUCCCAGAAGUCUCCCGCCAGCGUGGACAAAUGUGAUUUCAAGAGGUACGACGAAAGGGAUCGCUUUAGGAUGAUCAGAAAUAUGAACCAUGAGAUUCUCCGGGUGUAUGCCGUCGGAAACACAUACCCAACGGCCGACUUUGCGCAACGACCAGUCCCGAGGUCAAAAGCAGAUAAAGAUGGCGUCGAGUUUAACAUGAGAUGGUAUAAAAUAAAAAAUAAUAUACAGUGGCCCAAUGGCAUCCCGGUCGUCUUCCAGAUUAAGGUCAACGGGUCGGACUAUCACUUGUGUUGCCCUAAGGAAGGAACCGGACUGGUGUUUAAGGAAGGCGAAGCUCCAGCUAAAGUUAAACAGAAUAUGAACAUUAUCUUUUUCCAGCAGUCUUUAGAUGGACAAUAUCACAAGUUUGAAUCUGCAUGGGCACAGGGGUGGUUCUUGUGCACCAAAGAUCACACUCUUGCUAUGAAGAUUGCUGAUGGGACGGACGAAAUGAUAGCCAUCGGCUUGGAUACGUUAUAAGAUCUUUCUACCCUGCCAAAUAUUCAUCAUAAUUCUCACUUGAAUUAACAUUCCCAGUUAAUUUAUAACUGCUCUCCUCAAAGU
Molecule: messenger RNA, 686 nt
Organism: Amblyraja radiata (thorny skate)
Lineage: Eukaryota; Metazoa; Chordata; Chondrichthyes; Rajiformes; Rajidae
Product: interleukin-18-like
Exons: 4
Coding region: 63-602 (179 amino acids)
Biological process (GO): immune response; inflammatory response; cytokine-mediated signaling pathway
Molecular function (GO): cytokine activity
Source: RefSeq, a predicted model, not a curated record